Molecule: messenger RNA, 1187 nt
Organism: Abrus precatorius (Indian licorice)
Lineage: Eukaryota; Viridiplantae; Streptophyta; Magnoliopsida; Fabales; Fabaceae
Product: histone H1-like
Exons: 2
Coding region: 44-949 (301 amino acids)
Biological process (GO): chromosome condensation; nucleosome assembly; negative regulation of DNA recombination
Cellular component (GO): nucleus; nucleosome
Molecular function (GO): nucleosomal DNA binding; structural constituent of chromatin; double-stranded DNA binding
Source: RefSeq, a predicted model, not a curated record
AAAAAUUCCCAGUAACAAACUUCACAGAUCCAUCGUUCAUAUCAUGGCGUCGGAAGAGCCCACCCUGGCCGUGGAGCCUGCUCUGGAGGAGCCGACAACUGACGCCGACCCACCGGCCGAAGAGAAUGAGCCCACCAAUCCUGCGCCCAAGCCCAAGAAAGCAGCCAAGGAGCCCAAGCCCAGGAAGCCUGCUGCUCCCAGAUCCCGGAAGCCAGCAUCUCAUCCUCCCUACGAAGAGAUGAUUAAGGACGCUAUCGUCACGCUGAAGGAGAAAACAGGUUCGAGCCAGUACGCGAUUGCCAAGUUCCUUGAAGAGAAGCACCAACAGCUUCCAUCGAACUUCAGGAAGCUCUUGUUGUACCAUUCCAAGAAGCUCGUUGCUUCUGGAAGGCUGGUCAAGGUCAAAGGAUCCUUCAAGCUUCCACCGGCCAAAUCUUCUGCUCCCAAGCCUACUCCAGCCAAGAAGAAAGCUGUACCUGCUAAGCCCAAGUCUAAGCCUAAGCCCAAGUCGAAGGCUCAAUCUAAGCCCAAGCCCAAAGCCAAAGCAGCUCCCGCUGCUAAAGAGACCAAAACGACUAAGUCCACGGCUGCUAAGGCUCCUGCCAAGACCAAGCCCGCAGCCAAGCCCAAGCCUAAACCAGCUGCCAAGCCAAAGGCCGCAGCUAAGCCCAAAGCUGCUGCGACUAAGGCUAAGCCUGCUGCGGCGGCAAAGCCCAAGCCCGCUGGCAAGGCGAAGCCAGCUGCUAAGGCAAAGCCUAAAGAGAGGCCUGCGAAGGCUUCUCGAACAUCGACAAGGACAUCUCCAGGGAAGAAAUCCCCUGCGCCCAAACCGGCGGCGAAGAAGGCCGCGCCGGCGAAGAAAGCUCCGGCGAAAAGUGUUAAGCCUAAGAGUGUCAAGUCGCCGGCGAAGAAGAAACAGGCGGCGACGACGAGGAAGGGGAGGAAGUGAGGUCGGGGUUUCCCGACCCUAGUGUUUGUAGGGUUAGUCUUGUAAAGUUCUUGCGGUGUAGUUGGAUCCACAGAUGUUGUCGAUACAACAUGAAAUCUCAUUUAUCAAACUUUUUUUUAGGUUUUUUUUCUAUAAAUUUGUUUUCUUUAUUGGGAUCGAAUUCGAUACAGAUGCUUAGCAUGUAUUUUUCAGCUUAAUGAAUUAAUCAUAAAUGAAACUGAGAGUUUGAGCCUUUUUA